ACCUUCCAGGGAUACUCUACAGUACACACCCGAAGCUUCGUCUACUACCCCGUCAUCCACCACCGAAUCCAAUUCUGGCUUGUCGUAUGACUCUCCACAGCUUGAUCCAGAUUUGAUGGCUACUGGGCAAGGAUCAACUCUGUUCCGAUCAAGUGUGAAGUCAUGCGGACUUUGCCAAGAAUUGUGUAAUGAUUCCGAACAACUUUUGUUUCACCUAGAAGACUUUCACCCAGACAUGCCAAACUCCUGUGGUCGCAAGGACUGUCGCAAGUCGAAAGACCGGAGGACUCUGUUACGACAUAUAGAGUCAUCCAAGGCACACAGGUCUUCGAAAGGCUCCUCUUUCCGUUGUCGCUGCGGAAAGGUGUUCACGAGAAAAGACAAAUUUCGGAAUCAUUUCAGGAAAUGCUCACGUACCGGAAACCUUCCGUAUACGUGUUUAUGUGACGAGGUCGAGAUACGUAAAGACACAUUCGAAGCUCAUUUUGAAAGCUGUAGACGACGCCCGAGAGGACGACCGCGCAAAGAAAGAGACGGGGCAGCUCAGGAAAGGACGAAUCUGGUGGCAGUGCUUGCAUGGGAGUAGACGGCGUGCUUAUCGGGCCACUCGCCGUUGUGUCUUCCAG
Molecule: messenger RNA, 626 nt
Organism: Mollisia scopiformis
Lineage: Eukaryota; Fungi; Ascomycota; Leotiomycetes; Helotiales; Mollisiaceae
Exons: 2
Coding region: 116-586 (156 amino acids)
Source: RefSeq, a predicted model, not a curated record